Molecule: messenger RNA, 3459 nt
Organism: Hydra vulgaris (swiftwater hydra)
Lineage: Eukaryota; Metazoa; Cnidaria; Hydrozoa; Anthoathecata; Hydridae
Source: RefSeq, a predicted model, not a curated record
AAUUGUUUUUUAUAUUUUAAUUGUUUUUACUUGUAUUUGUCUUAUAAUAUAUACUUUAUUUGAUCAUCUUUAUCAAAAGAAAGGCUGUAAACCCUUUUCAUUUGCAAACUUUAUCAUUUUUUUUAGCAAAAUUCUUGAAAAGUUAGAUUAUUACUUUUUACAUUGAAAAAAUAUUAUUUAUAAAUAAUUAUUUUGUCUUUGUCUAAACAAAAAAGAAGCUUUACAGUUUGCAAAUUAUAAAAAUACUUCAUAUAAAAUAAAUUAAAAAUAUAGGUGUAGAUCAAUACCAAAAAAAAGAUAUCUAUAGACAAUUACCAUAUAAAAGAAGACCUUAAGUUUUUUUUAAUUGCUUUUGUAGUUUAAAAGUAUAACAAAAAGAUUUAAGUUAUUGCAAAAAAGUGAAAUUAAAAAGGACUAAAAUCAAUUAAAAGAAGAGAAUGUAUACAUACAGUAGCGCCCAAAAGUUGAACAGGCAAAAAAAUAAGGAAUUUUACUUAAAUUUCAGCACAUAUUUCACUAAGCCAACAUAUUAUAUACCAAUUAAAAGGUUUCCAAGUUAACAAUUAUGUUUUGAGCAAAUAAUGAAUAUUUAAUUACCAUUUUAAAAUUGGUUAACAAAAUGGCGAUUUUUGAUAAGUUCAAAAGUUUGCGGACAAACUAACGCUUUUAACAUUUUCACCACAAAAUAGCUAAUUUGUUGAUUUUAUAAACAAAUACUUUGUAAAAAUAAUUUCAAAACUUUAUAUAUAAGUGAUUGAGAUCAUGGGAUCUAAGAAAUGUAUUUCAUCUCCAGUAAUAAAAGUUGAUCUUGAGAUCAGUUCAGAAUGGAAACUCGUUUCGUAAAACAGCACAACUUUAUGGAGUUGGUAAGUCUGCUGUUGGACAAAUUAUGAAGAGAUUUGAGCUUACUAGAUCUACAAAGAAUAAAAUCUAUCAGGAAGGCCACGCAAAACAACCCGUUAUCAGGAUAAAAAGCUUGUAAUACUAAGUAAAGAAAAUCUCCGUUUGACAGCUUUCGAUUUAAACGUCCAAAUGAGGCGUUUCUUUGGAAUGAAUUGUAGUAUUUCUACUAUAAAACGUCGUUUAUGUCACGCUAAUUUGUUUGGACGCCCAGCUAAAAAACCAUUAGUUUCCUUGAAAAAGAAACUAAUGGUUGUGACGCCUGAAUGGAAUUUGCAUCAAAACAUCUAAAGUGGAGUAGUCAAAAAUGGUCAAAAAUUCUUUUUAGUGACGAAAGCAAAUUUAUGCUGUUUGGAUCCGAUGGAAUCAGUUUGAAAUCUUCUUAAUUAAUGAUGUAAUGGUGUAGUGAUUUGUAAGUGAGAGGUUCUGAGUUCGAUUUCCACCAUGUUCCUGGUUACACUACAAUCAGCUAUAGUUGAAAAAGAAGUCUAUAUUUUAUAAACAAAUUUUUUUUUUACAAGCUGUUUUCAGGAUCUGCUGCGCAUUUUAUUGGAACACUAUUCAACAUUAAAGUAUGUAAGAAUCAGCUAAUUAAGUGGAUGAUUUCAGAUAAUGCGGAUGUUGUCAGCAUAUUUCUUGUAAAUCUGAAUGGAUUAUUUAGAUGGAACAAUGAGGAAACCUUACUAAAUGUUUCAACAAUUAUUAACUCAUUGAUUCUUUUACAAUGGCAAGACAAAAAUAUUAGACAAAAGUUUGUAGCUCAAAACGAACACUUCAAUAUACAGAUAGCCAAUUAGGAGAUGCUAUUAAUGCUUUUAAAAAAAGCAUGGUUGUGUACAAAGCAAGCAAGACAUUUGGAAUUCUUUAUCAGACGCUUCGUGAUAAAAUAUCUGGAAAAACUUCUCUGAAGAUACAACACUGCGGUUAUGAAUCGGUACUAGGUGAACACAUUGAAAAUAAAUUAGUCAAGUGGUUACUAACAUGCACCAGAAUGGAAUUUGCUAUGUCUGUAGUACAGCUAUUAGAUACUGUGCAAAAACACUUGAAUUCCAACAAAACACAAUUUACUAACAACUGUCCUGCAAAAGGUUGGUUUUAUGCAUUUCUUCGCUGUCACGAACAGUUAUCUCAAAAACCAGUUGAAUACUUAAACCAAGCUAGAGGAGGAGUAACUGAAAAAGCCAUAAGAGAUUGGUUUACUGAAAUUCCAAAGCUUUUAGGAGAAAACGCUCAAUAUUUAAAUGAUUCGAUGCGCGUUUUCAAUAUGGAUGAGAGUGGUUUUAAGUUGUCAUCAAAAACUAAUUUAUUAGUUGGUGAACGAGGAAAAAAUACUUAUGAAGAAAGUGCUCGAAGUAAUAAAAAAAGCAUCACCACUUUAUUUGCAGUAAAUGCCAGCAGAACUUUUGCUCCACCAUUAACAAUUUUUAAAUAUGUUCGUCGUACAAAUAGAAUUAUUAAUACUGUUCCAUCAGGAUGGAGUAUUGGAAAAAGUGAAAAUGGUUGGAUGACUGCAGAAUGUUUUUUUGAGUAUAUUACAAACAUUUUUCAUCCAUUUUUGAUAAAAGAAGAAAUUCCUUUACCAAUUAUUAUUUUAUUUGAUGGUCAUGCGUCACAUUUUUCUAUCGAACUUAGUGAGUUUUGCUCUAAAAAUAGAAUAAUUCUUGUUGCUUUGUUCCCAAAUGCAACACAUAUUUUGCAGCCGCUCGAUGUAGCAGUUUUUGGGCCAAUGAAAGCAAAGUGGAAAUCUUUAUGCCGACAAUGGCGCAUUGACCAUGAAGGACAAGAAAUAAACAAUGAAAAUGUACCAGAAGCAUUAAAUUCAUUUAUAAUUGAUCCUUCUAUGGCAAAUAAUGUUAAAAGUGGUUUUAAAAAUACCAGAAUAUUUCCAUUUGAUGCUAAUAGUGUGGACUACACAAAAAUUGUUCAAAGACUAUCUGAGUCAACUGUGGCUCCGACUCCUUUUUUAGAAGAGAAUCAAUCAAGUGUGACUUUAUCAGCUUCCUCUCCCAUAAACUUUAUUGAAAACUUCAUUGAUCCAAGUAUUUUAGAGCAGUUUAAAAUAGCUGACGAACAUUUAGGUUGGAAAGGUGACCUUGAAUAUCUCCAGCUGUAUCUUUUUUGGAAAAGAGCCUCAUCUGAAACAUAUAAGACCACAAUUUUACCUGAUGAAAUACUACAGGGUAAUAAAAAUCUAUCAACAACUUGUAAUUUAGAAAAUGUGCAAAUUAUAACCACAUGUAGUUAAUUAUAACCAGUAUGUAAAUACCUGAUUGAAAUAUUGCAGCAGAUAUAGAAUCAAAAGCAGCUUGUUCUAGUUUGAAAAUAGCAGCAGAAAUCAUAAGUCCAAUUGAAAGUGUUUUAAUAUGGCCAAAACAACCAGUCCAAACGUCCAAGCGCAAAAUAGAAGGUUUACCAUCGGUUGUAAAAUUUGAAACGUGGCAGCAAAUUCAAACAAGACAAAAAUGCAAGAAAGUCACAAAUAAAUUAUGAAAAAUUAAGAAAGAAACAAUUAGCUGCAGAUAAAAAUUCAAAAAUAGAAAAAGAAAGAUUAAGAAAGAA